GACAGAAGCAAGGAAGAACCUGUUCAGGUCAGAAUGAACCCUAUUUAGAACAAGUCUUUUAUUUUCCUUUGUACUUAUCCAGGUCUAAUCAUUUUUGACUCCCACUGGAGAUAGUCCAUCAGCCUAAAUGGCAUUCCAGGAACUCCUGAAUCAAGUUGGCAGCUUGGGAAGAUUCCAGAUUCUUCAAAUGACUUUCCUUUUGAUCUGCAAUAUCAUAGUGUUCCCUCAUCUUCUAUUGGAGACCUUUACUGCAGUCAUCCCUGGUCAUCGCUGCUGGGUCCCCAUCCUUGACAAUGGCACUGUCUUUGACAAUAGCAGUGGGAUCCUGAGCCAAGACGACCUCCUGAGAAUCUCCAUCCCACUGGACUCAAACCUGAGGCCAGAGAGGUGUUGUCGCUUUGUCCAGCCACAGUGGCACCUACUUCAUCCGAAUGGGACCCUUUCCAAUGUGACAGAGCCAGACAUAGAACCCUGUGUGGAUGGCUGGGUGUAUGACCAAAGCUCCUUCCUCUCCACCACUGUGACUCAGUGGGACCUGGUGUGUGGAUCUCAGUCACUGACCAUAAUACCUAAAUUUUUAUUUAUGACUGGUAUGUUGAUAGGAAACAUCCUAUAUGGCCAUUUAACAGACAGGUUUGGGAGGAAGUUAGUUCUCACGUGGGCUUUACUGCAAAUAGCCAUCGCUGAAACCUGUGCAGCGUUUAUCCCCAGCUUCCCCCUCUACUGCUCACUACGCUUCCUUGCCGGAAUUUCUUCUUCGUCCGUAAUGACAAAUUGUGGUUUGCUCAUGAUAGAAUGGAUAAGCCCUAAGUUCCAAGCCCUGGUAAUGGUACUGUUAUCUUCUACUGCUAGCCUUGGACAGGCACUAUUGGGAGGCCUGGCUUUUGCAAUUCGAAACUGGCACCACCUCCAGCUGGCAAUGUCUGUACCGAUAUUUGUCUUACUUCUACCCACAAGGUGGCUGUCAGAGUCAGCUCGGUGGCUGAUUAUAACCAACAAACCCCAGAGGGCCUUAAAGGAACUUAGAAAAGCUGCACAGAUGAAUGGAAAGAAGAGCUUUGUAGACAUCCUAACCAUGGAGGUCGUGAGAACCGCGGUGAAGGAAGAGCUGGAGGCGGGACAGAAAAAGUCGUCUCCAUGUGACUUGUUCCGCACACCCAAUCUGCGCAAACGGAUGUGUCUCCUGUCCUUUGUGAGGUUUGUAACAUGGUUAUCUUUUUGGGGCCUGAUUAUCCACCUUCAACACCUUGGAGAUGAUGUUUUCCUAUUACAGUUGCUCUUAGGUGCAGUGAUUAUCCCAGCCAAUUUUUUUGGCAUUUUUUUAUUGAAGUACAUGGGCCGUAGACUAAGCCAAUUGCUUACCACGUUCCUGUUUGGAAUCUCUCUUCUGGCCACCAUAUUUGUGCCUCAAGAAAUGCAGACCCUGCGCAUUGUUUUGGUGACUUUUGGAGGAGGAUUUUCUCAGGCCGCCUGUACAAGUAUUAUCAUUCAUACAAAUGAACUGCUCCCCACCGUAAUCAGGGCAACAGCUCUAGGAAUCGUCGGCGUUGCUGGUAAUAUUGGGUCAGCCUUGGCUCCCCUGUUUAUGAUCCUCACGACAUAUUCUGCAUCCUUACCCUGGAUCAUCUACGGAGUCCUCCCCAUCGUUGGUGGUCUUGUUGUCCUUCUCCUUCCUGAAACCAGGAAUCAGCCUCUGCCUGACUGCAUCCAAGAUGUGGAAAAUGAGGAGAAAAGCCCAAGAGAAGCAAAGCAGGAAGAUGCAAACAUCAAAGUGACAGAGCUUUAAGGAACCCCAGGAAUUGGCCUCUGAUCAAGGAGUAAGAUAAAGAAAAAUAUCCAGAAUAUAAUGACCCAAGAUGAUGAC
Nannospalax galili (Upper Galilee mountains blind mole rat) is the source of this 1864-nucleotide messenger RNA. Its product is annotated as solute carrier family 22 member 19-like. The transcript is spliced from 10 exons. NCBI's taxonomy places the organism in Eukaryota, Metazoa, Chordata, Mammalia, Rodentia, Spalacidae. Gene Ontology annotation, biological process: transmembrane transport. Gene Ontology annotation, molecular function: transmembrane transporter activity. The coding region runs from base 128 to 1786 and encodes 552 amino acids. The record is from RefSeq and is a predicted model, not a curated record. Gene Ontology annotation, cellular component: membrane.